AUGCGUAUCGACGCUCUGUCCGUUUUCGCCGCCUUGUCCCUGGGGGGCUUCCAGCUGGUGGCUGCGCAGCGAGCUAUUCAAGAUGAUGUGAAUCACGUGGAACGACCGCGCUACUACUUCCCUCAGAAUAUCAAGCGUACCGUCAAGAACGGCACCUCCAACACCGAUUCCCUAGCCUCGCUGGUUGACGACAUCACCGGAGUGACCCCGACGACAUCUUCCGCGGCCGCUGCCUCCACCGGGAAGGAAGUUGUUGUAGUGAUUUCCAUUGACGCAGAAGGGCACCGCCACACCAUUACCACUGAGACCCGUUCGCACGCGGCCUCGACUACCAAGGCGACUACAACCACCGCUGUGGACGACUCCAGCGCGACCACAUCCAGUGACUCUACAACUGCCGACGCGACCACAUCUAGUGACUCGACAGCUGCCGCUACCACUGCGGCCACUACCUCGCAGAGCUCCACCGCAGCCACUACCUCGGCCGCAGCGACAACCACCUCUUCGACUAACCUUUUGAGUGAAGCUGUGGAUGGCAUUUCGGACCUCUUGAGCGGCGGCACCACCACCGCCGCAUCCAAUGGAACAACUGCAUCUGCUACCUCUCCCGUGGCCAAGACGACUUCCGCUUCUACCUCCGCUUCCAGUACUGUUUCGGCCUCUGCUUCUGCUUCCACUACUGCUUCCGCCUCUGCUUCCUCAACCGACGACAUCCUUGGUUGGUUACUUGGAACCGACUCGACCACCGCUACUGCAACGCCCACCAGCAGCAACACUACUAGCCUAGCGACCAUCUCUGUUAGCGUUCCUUUGACCUCCAGCCCCACAGCAACCGGCGAUGCGCUCACGAGUCUCGUAAACAGCAUUUCGGCUGCUCUCAAUGGCACUGACACCACCACUGACACCACCGCUGGUACCACCACUGGCAUUGGUGCAAUCCCCACUCCGCAGGCCAGUCUCAACUCCCACAAGUCGGGAAGCCCAACUGUCACUCCUGGUAGUGGUAGUGGUAGCGGCAGUGCCAGCAGCAGUAGCACCACUGGAACUUCCACUGGAACUUCCACCGGAUCCAUUGGCAUCAUUCCUGUUCCUCACUCUCCUAGUGCUGGAUCUGGAACUGCCUCUGGCAAGCCCGCCGGCUCUGGCGCUAUCCCCACUCCUACCGGAAGCCAGACCGUCAAGGUCACCCCUACUUCCACUGCUUCCUCCACGUCUACCCGGGAGCCUGAGACCACGACUUCUUCUUACGUUGAACCAACCACCAGCGCUACUUCUACUGAGGCACCGGUGGCUACCUCCAGUGACACCAGCGACUGGAUGCCCUCUAGCAUUCUGGUCCAGCAGUCCACCACUGAAACAGCCAUCCCUACUAGCACUGCCACUCAAACUGCGGCUGUCUCCCUGCCUGAUUCGAUUACCCCCUCGAGCAGCGUUAGCCAGGCUCCUGCGGACUCUAUCUUGCUCCAACUUGGUUUCGAUGGCAGCCUGCCCUGGUCGUUCGUUGCUACCACUCCUCUGUCUUCGUCCCAGAUCUUCGAGUACAUUCCUCAGGCUCUGAAGCAUGCUCUGCCCUACUGGGGUGCCAAGGCUGAGAUGUUUGCCCUCGAGCCUUACUACAACUGGCAGAAGACCGGCUACAACGCUACUUUGGCUAUCUUUUACUUCCCCCGUGAAGGUUACUCGAAGUUAUUGGCCCAGAAGAACAACCCGAACUCCCUUCUUUACACCGAGGAGCAGAGCGCAACUACCAAGGCCCUCAUGAGCAUGAUCGACUCGACAAUUCCUCUGGAGUUCACAGGCAAUUGGCCCACUGAUGAGAAUGACUCUUCUUCCGGCUCUGACGGCAGUGACAGCGGCAGUGGCAGCAGCGGCAGCGGUAACAACAGCGAUGGUGGUGACGACUCCUCUGAUGGUACCUCUAGCAGCAGCACGGGUAGCGCCAGCUCCGCCGGUAUUGCCGUUGGUGCUGUGGCUGGUGCAGCCGCCUACGGUGCCGCUAUGUUCUGGGUCGCUCGCCGCUACCGCAAGAAGAAGCAGCUGCACCAGCGCUCUCCUUCAAAUGUCGAUCAGAGAAGUCUGGGUUCCUCUGCCCUCGGUGCUGGUAACCGUGUGUCUGGCAGCCAACGCUCCCAGAUGAUCAGUGCCCCUGUUAUGGCGGAAAACUCUCUUGGCUGGAACUAG
Penicillium odoratum is the source of this 2181-nucleotide messenger RNA. Its product is annotated as putative mucin family signaling protein Msb2. The transcript has a single exon. Gene Ontology annotation, molecular function: osmosensor activity. The record is from RefSeq and is a predicted model, not a curated record. Gene Ontology annotation, cellular component: cell surface; site of polarized growth; extracellular region. The coding region runs from base 1 to 2181 and encodes 726 amino acids. NCBI's taxonomy places the organism in Eukaryota, Fungi, Ascomycota, Eurotiomycetes, Eurotiales, Aspergillaceae. Gene Ontology annotation, biological process: fungal-type cell wall organization; osmosensory signaling pathway via Sho1 osmosensor; establishment of cell polarity.